Colossoma macropomum (tambaqui) is the source of this 834-nucleotide messenger RNA. RefSeq names its product C-type lectin domain family 4 member M-like. NCBI's taxonomy places the organism in Eukaryota, Metazoa, Chordata, Actinopteri, Characiformes, Serrasalmidae. The annotation marks the transcript as partial. The transcript has 3 exons. The record is from RefSeq and is a predicted model, not a curated record.
UUACCAACCAGCUACACCAACCUGACUAGAGAGAGAGACCAGUUACCGACCAGUUACACCAACCUGACUAUAGAGAGAGACCAGUUACCGACCAGUUACACCAACCCGACUAUAGAGAGAGACCAGUUACUGACCAGUUACACCAACUUGACUAUAGAGAGAGACCAGUUACUGACCAGUUACACCAACCUAACUAUAGACAGAGACCAGUUACUGACCAGUAACACCGACCUGACUACAGAGAGAGACCAGUUACUGACCAGUUACACCAACGUGACUAUAGAAAGAGACCAGUUACUGACCAGUUACAACAACCUGACUAUAGAAAGAAACCAAUUACUGACCAGUUACACCAACCUGACUAUAGAGAGAGACCAGUUACAGACCAGUUACACCAACCUGACUAUAGAAAGAGACCAGUUACUGACCAGUUACACCAACCUGACUAUAGAAAGAAACCAAUUACUGACCAGUUACACCAACCUGACUAUAGAGAGAGACCAGUUACAGACCAGUUACACCAACCUGAUUAUAGAGAGAGACCAGUUACUGAACAGUUUCACCAACCUGACUAUAGAGAGAGACCAGUUACUGAGCAGUUUCACCAAUCUGUCUACAGAAAGAGACCAGUUACAGAAAAGUUUAACAAACCUGACUAUAGAGAGAGACCAGUUACAGACCACCAGCCUGCGAGGAUGGAUCUACUUCAGCUCCAGUGUUUACUACAUCUCUACUGAGAAGAAGAGCUGGAGUGAGAGCAGACAGGACUGCAGACAGAGAGGAGCAGACCUGCUGAUCAUAAACAGCCGAGAUGAGCAGGUUCUGGGGACGUAA